AUGAGCGGUCGAGGAGACGCUGGGCUGCCUCCCCAGGCAAACCUUCGGGUUACAAUCAUCGCCGCCGACGGCCUGUAUAAGCGAGAUGUCUUCAGAUUUCCCGACCCUUUCGCUGUGGCUACUAUCAAUGGUGAACAGACCAAGACGACCGCCGUGUCCAAACGGACACUCAACCCUUACUGGAAUGAGAGCUUCGACUUUCGAGUCAACGAGGACAGUAUCCUCGCGGUCCAGGUGUUUGACCAGAAGAAGUUCAAGAAGAAGGAUCAAGGCUUCCUUGGCGUGAUCAAUAUCCGUAUCGGGGAUAUUAUCGAACUUGCUCCAGAUGCCGACGAUCAAAUGCUCACCCGGGAUCUCAAAAAGUCUACUGAUAACCUAGCAGCGACCCAGAAUGCCAAUGCCCAGACCAUGAUGCAUACGGGAGCUACGAGCCCUGGAACGGGCGAACUGCCGCCGGGAUGGGAGCAGAGGUGGACACCCGAGGGCAGACCCUACUUCGUUGACCAUAAUACGCGCACAACUACAUGGGUUGACCCUCGCCGACAGCAGUAUAUCCGCAUGUAUGGCCAAAACAACACCAAUGGAACCAUCCAACAGCAGCCGGUGUCACAGUUGGGGCCACUACCUAGUGGGUGGGAGAUGCGGCUCACUAACACUGCCCGUGUCUACUUCGUCGAUCACAACACUAAGACGACAACCUGGGAUGAUCCUAGACUGCCGUCUUCUCUGGACCAGAACGUACCGCAGUACAAGCGAGACUUCCGUAGGAAGCUCAUUUACUUCCGGUCACAACCUGCCAUGCGCAUCCUCUCCGGACAAUGCCACAUCAAAGUGCGAAGAUCGCACAUUUUCGAGGAUUCCUUUGCCGAGAUUUCUCGCCAAUCUGCUACUGAUUUGAAGAAGCGACUAAUGAUCAAGUUUGACGGAGAGGACGGUCUCGACUACGGUGGUCUCUCAAGAGAAUUCUUCUUCCUCCUUUCUCACGAGAUGUUCAACCCCUUCUACUGCUUGUUCGAGUACUCUGCCCACGACAACUACACCCUACAAAUCAACCCUCACUCGGGUAUCAACCCAGAGCAUCUUAAUUAUUUCAAAUUCAUUGGCCGUGUUGUUGGUCUUGCCAUUUUCCACAGGCGUUUCUUGGAUGCCUUCUUCAUUGGAGCGCUGUACAAGAUGAUCCUUGGAAAAUCAGUCCAGCUCGCUGAUAUGGAGGGUGUGGAUGCUGAUUUCCACCGUUCACUACAAUGGAUGCUGGACAAUGAUAUUUCUGGAGGAAUCCUCGAGCAAACAUUCUCCACCGAGGAUGAGCGAUUUGGUGUCAUCACAGUUGAGGAUCUGAUCCCCAAUGGCCGUAACAUCGAUGUGACCAACGAGAACAAGAAGGAGUAUGUUGAUCUCAUGGUGAAGUGGCGCAUUGAGAAGCGCAUUGCCGAGCAGUUCCAGGCCUUUAAGGAAGGUUUCCAUGAGCUCAUUCCUCAAGAUCUCAUCAAUGUCUUUGAUGAGCGUGAGUUGGAGCUGCUCAUUGGUGGUAUUGCUGAGAUCGACGUCGAUGACUGGAAGAAGCACACCGAUUAUCGUGGGUACACUGAAAGCGACGAGGUCAUUCAAUACUUCUGGCAAACAAUCCGAAGCUGGGACGGCGAGCAGAAGAGUCGUCUUUUGCAAUUUGCUACUGGCACGUCCCGUAUCCCUGUCAACGGAUUCAAGGAUCUACAAGGAAGUGACGGACCGAGACGUUUCACGAUUGAGAAGGCUGGAGAAAUCACGAACCUGCCAAAGGCGCACACCUGUUUCAACCGUCUAGAUCUGCCACCGUACAAGAAUCUCGACAUGCUACAGGGGAAGUUGACGAUUGCUGUGGAAGAGACGAUGGGUUUCGGACAGGAGUAA
This is a messenger RNA of Phaeoacremonium minimum UCRPA7, 1890 nucleotides long. Its product is annotated as putative e3 ubiquitin-protein ligase hula protein. Gene Ontology annotation, molecular function: ubiquitin-protein transferase activity; protein binding. Bases 1 to 1890 code for a protein of 629 amino acids. The transcript has 8 exons. NCBI's taxonomy places the organism in Eukaryota, Fungi, Ascomycota, Sordariomycetes, Togniniales, Togniniaceae. The record is from RefSeq and is a predicted model, not a curated record.